Sphaeroforma arctica JP610 is the source of this 607-nucleotide messenger RNA. RefSeq lists its product as hypothetical. Lineage: Eukaryota; Ichthyosporea; Ichthyophonida. Gene Ontology annotation, cellular component: nucleus. Gene Ontology annotation, biological process: chromatin remodeling; regulation of transcription by RNA polymerase II. The record is from RefSeq and is a predicted model, not a curated record. Bases 30 to 605 code for a protein of 191 amino acids. The transcript has 2 exons. Gene Ontology annotation, molecular function: transcription coactivator activity; chromatin binding.
AGGAUAGUGAUGGAUGUCGAGACCACUUCAUGACUACAUAUAUAGAUAUACCGACAAUGCCGUUACCAGACUCAUGUUUGCAGAAAGAUAUCGCUCUAAGAAAUGUUCACACCUCGAUGACACCUACCAUUAUGCCUGAGGCGGCAGGAUUUCUCCCGUUAAGGGAAGACUUUGAUAUCGACUGGGAUAACGAUGCCGAAGAAGUGGUCAAGGAUGUUGUACUACAAGACGACGAUCUACCCAUCGACGUGGCCCUCAAAACCGCCAUCAUCGAAUCGUACAACCGUGCCUUGGAUGAGAGGGGCAAGAUGAGAGAUCUGGUGAUUAUGAAUGGCCUGCUAGACGGUGACAACGACACGCCCCAUAGAAGUCUCGGCCAUACCGGAACGAGCAUGUGUAGAAGUUCGCACAGCUCUGGUGCCAGCGGGGCGGUGUUUGGGGAUGGAGUGAAGGGUCUUAGUAGUACAGGGGUGGGUGGUAGUGGCUCCAUUGGCAAUGGAGGAGGCACUGCAUUCCAGAGAACCAAUACAUCCACGAGCAUGGGCAGGGCAGCAAGCACCGAUGUACAGGCGCAGAGCCAACAGCCUCAUGGAACCGGGAAGUAAGU